Messenger RNA from Ictalurus furcatus (blue catfish), 5015 nucleotides. RefSeq names its product lysine-specific demethylase RSBN1L-like. Gene Ontology annotation, cellular component: nucleus. NCBI's taxonomy places the organism in Eukaryota, Metazoa, Chordata, Actinopteri, Siluriformes, Ictaluridae. The coding region runs from base 138 to 3056 and encodes 972 amino acids. The transcript is spliced from 8 exons. The record is from RefSeq and is a predicted model, not a curated record.
UCGUGUCUCCGCCCACUACCGAUCUGACGUCAGCGAACGACCCACCCACCCUGCAGGACAGUAGACGCUAAGCCCCGCCCCCCUCCUGCCUCUCACACAAACAGCGGCAGAGAGAGUAAAUAGAGAAAAGCCCUAAGAUGGCGGAGCCAAUGAGCCUCAUUCACUUUGGUUCAGCGACGAAGAGCCCACUCUCCAAGCCCAAGGAGUCGAAGCCGUCGUCCGAAAACCGAACGCAGUCUUCCCGGGACCACCAGGCUCCACCACCUAAAAAAGUUCGAAGCGAAGAGAAGAGCCUGAAGCCCAAGAAACUGAAUGGCGAAGGCGGCGGCGGCGGAGGAGGAGGAGAGGGGAAGCAGCAGAGUUAUGGCAGCCCGACAACAUGGAGCGUCUCUCCCGUCAAGCCGAGCAGCCCCGCGCCGCCGCAGCAGCCUCCUCUCCACAAAGUGCACAGCGUGUUCAAGCAGAGCGCCUUCCUCGCUUCACCAUCCAAACCCAAAAAGCUGAAGGAAAAGCGAGAGCACGACAAGGAGCGAGAGAAGGAGAAGAGGAAGCACAGGCUGGAGAGCAGCAGCAGCAGCAGCCUCGGGAGCGUCAGUGCUGCGGUCAAGAAGGAGAACGGAGAGCUGAAGUUAGUGCAGAAAGAGCACAUCAUCAAGGACAAACUGAAGGAGAGGGAGAGAGAGAAGGAAAGAGCGCGGGAGAAGGAAAAGAAAAAGGAAAGGGAUAAAGAAAAGGAACAGGCGAAGGAGAAAGACAAGGAGAGGGAGAAGAAGAAGCACAAGUUGACGAAUGAGAUCAAACGAGAGAACGGAGAAGUGAAGCUGCCACAGAAAGUUGACACGGAGAAACCGAAGGCAAAUGCAGAAGAGCUGCUGCUCAAAAAGGCGAAGAAGAAAAAGAAAAAGAAACACAAAGAGGCGGAGAGACGCAAGCGGCCCAAGAUGUACAGCAAGUCCAUUCAAACGCUGUAUUCAGCUCUGCUGAGCCCCGAGCUCCCAGGAAUGCUGUCCAAAUCGGAGAACGAAUUCAAAUCCCCUUUUCCCGUCUGUAAAACACUCUCGCUCUCCUCCUCUUCUACUGCCACUGUCAAGCAGGAGAAGGGCAGCUGCUCGAAGUCCAGCUGUGGAGCCGGGGACACCGGUACGGCAAGCAGUGGGAAAACUUCACAGCUCCAUUCCCGGCUCCCGGGGAUAGAUGGUUUGGAAUUUGGCCGGUUUGUCCACGUGGAGCAGCAGCCGAACGGCGGCGCCCUGGUCGUGCACGCCUACAUCCGCGAACUCUCUGUUCUCUCACCCGAGGAGAUGCAAAGGUUCGCUCAUGAAUUUGUGACACUGGCAUUCUGCGAGGACCAUAACGGAGCUGCGCACUACGUCAUGGGCAUCGUCCAUGGAGCUGCCUCCUACCUCCCUGACUUCCUGGAAUAUUUUUCUUCCAAAUUCCCCAAUUCGCCUGUAAAGAUGGAGAUCCUUGGCAAGAAAGACAUUGAAACGACCACCAUGGCAAACUUCCACACUCAGGUAAAGAGAACCUACUCCCAUGGGACGUACCGCGCUGGGGCCAUGCGCCAGAUCAGUCUGGUGGGAGCCGUGGAUGAGGAGGUGGGGGAUUACUUCCCAGAAUUCCUCGGCAUGUUACAGCAGUCCCCCUUCCUCGAACGGACGUUGCCAUGGGGAACAUUCUCCAGUCUGAAGCUGAAAAGCCCUACAGAGAGUGAUGACGGGCCGAUCAUGUGGGUUCGGCCUGGAGAGCAGAUGAUCCCCGUCACUGACAUGCCAAAGUCUCCUUUCAAAAGGAAAAGGUCAACCAAUGAGAUCAAGAACCUGCAGUACCUACCUCGGGCAAGUGAGCCCCGUGAGAUGCUGUUUGAGGACCGGACACGUGCGCACGCCGACCACAUUGGACAAGGCUUUGAGAGGCAGACCACUGCUGCAGUGGGUGUGCUUAAAGCUGUACGUUGUGGAGAGGGCAUGGAGCCUCCUCGUAUUACCAAAGAUGUGGUCUGCUUCCACGCUGCGGAUUUUGUAGAUGUCGUGCAGCGAUUACAGCUGGAUCUGCAUGAGCCGCCCCUGUCGCAGUGUGUCCAGUGGGUGGAUGAUGCCAAGCUGAACCAGCUGAGGCGUGAGGGCAUCCGAUACGCUCGCAUCCAGUUGUAUGACAAUGACAUCUACUACAUCCCGCGCAGCGUGGUGCACCAGUUUAAGACUGUGUCGGCGGUGUGCAGCCUGGCCUGGCACGUCCGCCUCAAACAGUACCACCAUGACGCCGAAGAUGAGAAGGAGGACAAGAAGACAGUCACCUCCCCCUCCGCAUUUAUCAAGCAGGAUCCCUUGUGUGAAGCUCGGAGUGUGCCAGGUUCGCCCACCUUCAUCGACCCUAAACAGGCCAGAGAUGUCCCACCCGUGCCCCGGAUCAAGGUUGAGGAGGCAGAGCUUCUCCCUGACAGGACGCCGAAAGCCCCCUCUUCUGGCGCAGCAGCAACGCCGCCGUCGGCUCCUGUAUUGGACCAAGCCAAAGCACACCAUCACUCGCACACACUCGCCCCGAGGUCCAUGCCCGGCCUGAGUUCGGUGCCGACGAAGCACACGCCCGCCUCGACACCAACCAAACAUGCGCAGCCGUCCCUGCCGACCAAACAUCCCUACAGCUCGACGUCCGUCAAACACGCGCACUCCGGCUCAGCAGGUAGACACGGCCACUCUUCCAUCACGUUCAAACCGACCCACUCCUCGGGCACCACGCCAACCAAACACACACACACUACUACUUCAAUACCUAAACAUCUUUAUUCCCACAAUCCCAAAACCAGCUCUGGACAUUCGGACAGUCGGACUGCCCCGCCCCAGUCAGGUUCGUCUCAGCCACAGAUUAUUUCUGUUCACCAAUCAUUUCCAUCACAAUCGCAGGUUCUUCACCAGUCGGUUCUGCCUCAGCAGCAGUCGUCCUGGCCGGACAGAGCCUCAGACUCUCUUCACCCAAAGGUCACCCCACAGGACACUCGGCCACACCAGCCACUCAGCCCCCUCUCUCGUGAACAGCAGAAAGACUUUUUAUGCUGAUUUGUACAUAACUGUUUUUAAAUGGGCUUUUUUUCGGUUUUAUCUUCUUAGUUUUUUUUCUUUUAUCAUUUUUUUCUUUUUUUGGGGUCAACUUUUCAUUUCUAUCGACGCAAAGAGGCAACGCUGAAAGGAAAGGUGGGCCUGACCACUUCUCCAGCGACAGUGCGAGAUGAGAUGGAAGGAUGUCCAGUUUGGCCGUGACCGAUCGAAAUACACAGCAAAUGUAGCGAAUAACAUUCCUCAGUGCCUGCCUGUAACUGUGAACUGUCGUCAUAAGCACUUAGGGCCAGCUGCACUGCUACCCUGCAGGUCGGAUUAAUACAAAACAAAAUAAACCCAAACAGGUCCUCCAAUAAUAUAUUUUUAAGUUGUAGGCUAUAGUUAUGUAUUAGAGCUGACAUGAACAUAUAUAUAUUUUUUUUAAGAUGAGAUGAGACAGACUUCUUUUAAUGACUCCAGGCUUUUCCAUAGAGCUUAUUUAUAUCAAGUUUUUUUUCUUUCUUUUUUUUUUGUUCCUUUUUUUUUGUCAGCACUGUAGUGUGUGUAUAUAACAUUUUUUUUCUAAGAAAAUGUGUAGUUUGAUUUAUAUCUAAUUAAGAACCUUGUAAUAAAAAAAAAAAGUUCUUGAGAUUUGGAUUGUCAUCAUGUAAACAAGGGCUACACCGAAUGAUCAGACUGACCAUGUUAAAGGUAAAGGUGUGGGCUGCCCCUCCCUGCCUGCUACACGUGUCUGCAGUCUUCAUUACCCUGUCAACCUUUCCCUAGUUGCUCUGUGUAGACCGUACGACAGCUAUGUUAAAAGAGAAAUUAAGAUUAAAAGCAUAGGAUCACUGCGCAAGGAGAUUUAUUAUUUUUUUGUGCUGUUGUCAAAAUUGAUUUUUUGUUAAAUUUGCAUUUGUCUAGCAUCCAGCCAGGGACACCAAGCUCCUGCACACCAGAUGCAUUUUGUUUUGGCAAAAAUAAGCCUUUCACAUGGUCACACACAUCUCAAUUUUUUUAGAUUAAUAGACCCAGAUAGUAUGUGGACACCUCACCAUCACACAUGCAGAUGUACACCAGGUGCAGAAUAACAAGCUUCCGUGAUGCUCUGACCACUCUGCACUGGUCCACCACUUUCACCCCCCCAAUCUGCUGAACCAAGGACAUGUUUGCCAAUCAGUUCCAGCACCUGGAGAACAUCUGCACAACACACACACAUACACAGAAUAUACUUUCUGAAAAAGAAAUAUACACACAUAUACAGUCCCUGCUGAAAGUAUUGGAACAGCAAGACCAAUUCUACUGAUCAGAAUUUCAGCUUUCAUUUCUUCAUAUUCGCAUCUAAACGUGUUAAACAACUUUUGUUUGAUUGCACCCAUUUUUCAAGUGAUAAAAAGUAUUGGAACAUGUGACUGACCGGUGUUACACAGGUGUGUCCUGUUAGAUUGGUUGUUUAAACAAUUAAUAGCUCUGGGUUUCACCUGUGAAGACUGCAUUUGUUGUUAAAAAGGCUAAGCCAACAUGAAGAUUAGAGAGCAGUCUAUGGGAGAAAAGCAAGCCUUUCUGAAGCUGAGAAAAGAGGGAAAAUAAAUCCAAGGCAUUGCACAAACAUUGGGCAUAACCAAUACAACAUUUUGGAAUGUCCUGAAAAAGAAAGAAACCACUGGUGUACUGACAACCAAACAUGGAACGGGUCGGCCAAGGAAAACAGCAGCUGAUGGCAGAAAUAUUGUGAGAGCUGUGAAGAAAAACCCAAAAACAACAGUCAGUGAUAUCACCAACAACAUCCACAGGGCAGGGGUGAAGGUCUCACAAUCCACCGUUCAAAGAAGACUUCGAAAGCAGAAAAUAUAGAGGCCAAACCACAAGAUACAAACCACUCAUCAGCAGUAAGUAUAAGAAAGCCAGACUGGAAUUCACAAAGAAAUACAGAGACGAGCCAAAAAAGUUCUGGAACCAAGAUGAACCUCGACCAAAGUG